AAAUUAGAUUUGAUUUGUUUUGUAAAUGUAACUUUGUUGGCGACUUAAACUUUCACUAAUUAGCGAAAAUUUCAAAAUGAAAACUAGAAUCUGUUAACCCUUUGAAGAUGUAUUACCUAUUACUCGAAAAAACAUAAUGGCUUUCAAUAGUUUUUUCCGUGAUAACAUUAAAGUUUUAACAUCGAUAUUAGUAAUCGUAAUUGGUGUUUUGUUUUACAAAAAAUAUGGAGAGCUACAAAAUUUUUCUACUGAGCAGAGAAGUCAUCGAUUGGUCUUCACCCAAGAACAGCUGAGUCAGUAUGAUGGACUUGCUCAUGAUAAGCUUUAUUUGGCUGUUCUUGGACAAGUCUUUGAUGUGUCAGAUGGUAGAAAACAUUAUGAAAAAGGCUCCUCUUAUAACUAUUUUAUUGGUAAGGAUGGGUCAAGAGCACUUGUUACUGGGAAUUUUAAGGAUGAGAGCUCUAUAAAAGAUCAUGUUUUAGAUUUGUCUUGUAAUGACUUAAAUACAUUAUUAAAUUGGCGACAAACUUACAGAAAAAAGUAUAAGUUUGUAGGAUUUUUAAAUGAAAGGUACUAUGAUGAAUAUGGUUCAGAAACAAAUUACUUGAAACAAUUCAAAAGUAAAUUAAAAGAAUGUAAGACAGAAAAAAUCAAGCAGGAGAAAGAAAAUCUCAAAUACCCUCCGUGCAACAUUUCUUGGAAUGAAGAAGAGGGUUCACGAGUGUGGUGCACUAAAACAAGCGGUGGUAUUGUAAGAAACUGGGUGGGAGUCCCGAGGCAACUCUUCACACCUGGUGAAGAAAAACCACAUUGUGUUUGUGUCAACCCUGACAUGGACACUGAUAGUACAAAACUAUUGAAGAAAUAUACUGAUUGCCCUGAUACCUCGACAAUAUGCAAUAUAUUGAAUGUCUAAAUAUUGCAUUUCCAUGUUCUCAUUUAGCUAUAAAAUAUCUAAAAACUAAUACUACUAAGGUUUUUAUUAUAUAUUUUUUACAAAAGUAAGUUUUAAAAUACAUGUAUUAUUAAGGUUUUUGUUAUUUUUCUGACCACCAAGUAAUAAAGAUGUAUCACAAUUUGACAAAAUACUCUUUGUUGUUAAAUAGAAAUGUUAA
Molecule: messenger RNA, 1115 nt
Organism: Papilio polytes (common Mormon)
Lineage: Eukaryota; Metazoa; Arthropoda; Insecta; Lepidoptera; Papilionidae
Product: neuferricin
Exons: 4
Coding region: 137-916 (259 amino acids)
Cellular component (GO): endomembrane system; membrane
Source: RefSeq, a predicted model, not a curated record